AUGAUCAAGAACACGGCUGCGAAGCGGCGUCGCUAUCGGUGCGCCGAAGCAUGCAGCACUUGCAAGCGCCGCAAGGAGAAGUGUUCAGGCAACAGACCCUGCGCUCGCUGCAUCGAACGUGGUGUUCCUCGGACUUGUCAAUCUCAGCCUCGGCAGCCGUCCACCCGUCCCACAGAGUCUUAUAACGUCAAUCGCGAAGGAUCUGUGGCCGUCGAGGCAGCCAGUCGAGGUCGGAAUGUGGAAGAUGGACCAUCACGGGAGUCUCUCUAUCCUCUGUGCCUGGUGAUGAGCAAUGGUUCUACGGCUUCUGUUCUCGAGACAUCCCGGCUCAUACAAGACACCAAAGGCAAAUACAUGUUCAUUGGGGACUCAGCAGACUUGUCGCUGCUUCAGAACGUAUGCAGUCUUGUUGGAACAUCCAUAGGACCGUGUGCGUUCGUCGACGAUCCUUUCCGAUACCAGAUGGUCGAGUCGGCACCUGAGGGCCUCGCGAAAUGGAACCAUGCGACUGACCACGAACCUCCUGCCAAACCGAGUUUUGAUGAGGCAGCCUAUUUGAUUCGUCGCUAUUCAUUGGCUACGAAUUGUGUGCUGGACCUCUUCGACGAGAGUGACCUCCUCGACAAUCUUUCGAAUUGGCUUGAUGGCCGGUCGGACUACACGUCUGUACUGAGUGCAAUAUACUAUCUUGUGUGUGCCAUAGGGGCCCAGACAUGUCCAGAGGACAAAGACACACUGGCUAACGUCUACUUUGAUUAUGGCCGGUAUCUCACAGCCUCAUAUUUCAUGGAGGAUCCCAGUAUUCCAACUGUACAAGCAUACGCCAUGAUCACCAUGUACCUGCUUGGAGCGUCGCGAAGGAAUGCUGCCUUCAUGUACCUUGGGACAGCCGUUCGUGCCGCUUACGCCCUUGGUUUGCAUCGGUCUGACCUUGGUGGGCUUUUCAAUCCUGCCGAGAUAAAAACACGGGAGAGGGUCUGGAAAGUCAUGCGUAUCCUCGACCUUUUCAUGAGCGCCUCGUUAGGAAGGCCUCCGGCGACCGAAGAAACACGUAACACAGAGCUGGGCGAGAAUUACUCCCCAUCAGUAGAUCUAUGCGCCAUUUUCGAAAAGAUCUUGACCGACAUAUAUGCAAAACGCAUGAUCUCCACUGAAACUCUCCAGAACAUCAGCCAGCAUCAUCGGCGGUGGACGGUGCGCUUUCAAAGCAGUUUAGAUACUGACAGCAUCAAGGAUGAGGAGUUCCUCGAGGGCCGGUUGCCAAACGUUGGCCUGAUACACGUCCAUGAGGCAUACUACUGGACUAUCAUACUUCUCACGCGGCCCUUCUUCGUGGAAUAUAUCUCCAGUCGCAUUGCACUUAAGUCGCAGAAUUGCGGAGAUGGAGAAAGGAGUCCUGACCCUCUCAAUUCUUCUCACCGAAUUCAAGUUCAUGCAUGUGUCAACUCUGCGAUCAGCACAGUGAAUGUGCUGAGAAAGUUACUUGAGUUCGAAGGGAUACCGAAGCGACUUCCUUUUGUUGUCAAUUCGAUUUUUGUCGCGGGUCUCGUUCUGGGCUUGUCUUAUUUUGGCGAUUUGUACAAGAUCUAUCCCUUAGAUGACAGACUUUGUACCGCACUGAAGUUACUCGCCCUCUUUCCGCACGAUGCUGUCGCAAAAAGGAACUUGGUGAUUCUCCAAUCGCUACUAGAUGCGUGCAGGACCUAUGUGAUGAAGGAAGCAAAGGAGAACAUGGCAAUGCACUCUCAAUUGGUGAGUGGGAUGUUUGGACAGAUUCACAAAGCGGAUAACGAGGAAGUUUCCUUUAUGACAAAUACUCCAGAAGGAGAUCAAUGCUCUGUCGACAACAUCGAAGACCCACGUCGACCAAAUGUAUUCAACCAUACAGAGCCACAUGAUGCUACGGACCAGGGACUGACCGAUGUAUUCACCGGUGUCAACAGCGGAAAUGUUGGGUUGAAUAUGCUCGACUGCACGGAAAUGAACAAUAUCAAUAUAGAGGCGAUUGCUGGUCUUCCAACUUUCCAGGACGACAUUUCGAUGUUGCCUGCUAUGUCUCCAAGAACAUUAUGGUUCGGCUCCUACGAAGACAACGUGCCCCUGUUUUCGAUGAUCGACGAGCGCGAUUUUCUGGGCUAA
Fonsecaea multimorphosa CBS 102226 is the source of this 2139-nucleotide messenger RNA. RefSeq lists its product as uncharacterized. Gene Ontology annotation, cellular component: nucleus. Gene Ontology annotation, biological process: positive regulation of transcription from RNA polymerase II promoter by galactose; DNA-templated transcription. The transcript has a single exon. Gene Ontology annotation, molecular function: zinc ion binding; DNA-binding transcription factor activity, RNA polymerase II-specific; RNA polymerase II cis-regulatory region sequence-specific DNA binding. The record is from RefSeq and is a predicted model, not a curated record. NCBI's taxonomy places the organism in Eukaryota, Fungi, Ascomycota, Eurotiomycetes, Chaetothyriales, Herpotrichiellaceae. Bases 1 to 2139 code for a protein of 712 amino acids.